This is a messenger RNA of Podarcis raffonei (Aeolian wall lizard), 1103 nucleotides long. RefSeq lists its product as uncharacterized. The coding region runs from base 298 to 1056 and encodes 252 amino acids. The transcript has 2 exons. The record is from RefSeq and is a predicted model, not a curated record. Lineage: Eukaryota; Metazoa; Chordata; Lepidosauria; Squamata; Lacertidae.
AGGGGCGGGGGCGGCGCCGUUGCCUCAGCGGGGCCCUGGCCGGGGCUGCGUGCGAGGCGGCUUAAUCCCCCUCCUCGCCCGCUUUCCCUCUCACGCUAUUUCUUUUCUCCCUUCGGUUCCCGCCGAAAACGGGGGGGGGGCGCGGAGAAGGAGCGCGUGUUUGAGGCGAGGGUCGCGGCGGGGGAUGUAGGGAGCGGACGGCUUCCCUCCCCCGCCGCGAAGUCGCCCUGCGGUGGUGGCGGUUGUUGCGGGGCCGCGGCGGCGGCGCCAUGUUGCCGAGGGGGGCGGGGCCGGGACAUGGCGGCGGCUGCGCGUGCUGAGGCCGAUUGUUCCCAGUUAGGCCGCGGCCAUGUGGGAGCCGCCGUUGCCGCCACCACCCGAGAGGGGAAAGAGGGAGAGACCAAGAGGCGGGAGAGGGGGGGGAAGAAGCGCGGUAAGGGGGCCGUGCUGGUUUCCCCUUCGGGAACAGGGGGCGGAGGAGAGCAGCGCGAGGGCGGCCCAGGCCUGGGGCAUAAAGGAAGUAAAGGGACGGCGGGCCUGGCCGGCUCGCGGGGGGGGGGGGGAGAGGAGGAGGGGGCGCGCGAGAAAGGGAAAAUACGCCGCUCCAGUAGCCGAGCCCUGACCCGCCGCCACAGCGCCCCCUGGCGCCCCUGCUGGGCCCAGGCACCUCGCGGGCUCAGCACGUGCAAGCUCCGGAGAAGCCGCGGGCCCGGCUCGGGGGCGCCAUUGUGCUCCCCAUCUGCUUCCCGCCACCUUUACCCUCGCGGACCCCGCGCUGCUGCUGCCGCCGCCGCGCUCCUUCGGCGGCUCCCGCGCCUUUUUACCAACAGAUGCUGUGCCACAGCAGCUGAAACAAUCGGACGUUUUCCAGUCCAGUUUUUCAAAGCACCUACCAAAACACAUUACAUGGGAGCAGUGGCACAUGCUUGGCAGCCUUCCUAUGUCAAGAGUGAGGAGAGAAUGUCAGGAUGGGGGUAUGAAAUAUCCUCUCGUUCUUUGAUAUGGCUGUUAGAAGCCACUGCCUCAGCACAUGGGUUCAUAAGAUUUAGUCAAUAAUUACAUGCUGUGUGAUAUUUGCAUGGAUAUAAUUAAAUUCCAUAAUA